Messenger RNA from Acaulospora colombiana, 315 nucleotides. NCBI's taxonomy places the organism in Eukaryota, Fungi, Glomeromycota, Glomeromycetes, Diversisporales, Acaulosporaceae. The record is from the annotation of a GenBank genome assembly.
AUGAAUGCAUUCAUCCUAUUCUCAAGUGAACGCCGACCGGAAUUGCAAAAGAACGAUCCCAAUAUGCAGACCGCUCAAGUCAGUAAAAUUCUGGGUGAGGAAUGGAAGAGCAUGGAUACGUCUCGAAAAGAGCAUUAUAAUGUGAGGGCGAAACAACUUAAGGAUGAAUUCAAACAAUUAAAUCCCGACUUUGUUUACACACGUCGCGGCGCCUCGAACGCUGCAAAGAAGAGAAAUUCGACUUCAUCCACAUCCUCCACCAAAUCUCCGACCACCUCGAUAGCGGUUCCACCACAGGCUACCAGCGUGCCAAUU